Rubroshorea leprosula is the source of this 1198-nucleotide messenger RNA. The record is from the annotation of a GenBank genome assembly. NCBI's taxonomy places the organism in Eukaryota, Viridiplantae, Streptophyta, Magnoliopsida, Malvales, Dipterocarpaceae.
ACACACUCAUUCUCAUUUUACAUUAUGUCCGUGCCGGAGGUGAACUCAAUCUCUAGUUUGGAAUCCUUACGAAUCUGGCUUGGAAGACCAACAGCCUCCUUCCCAAACCAGCCGGCAGCCACAAGCCCUGCGUCCCUGCACCAGCCUUGCUCUGCACCUGCUCUUGCGCCUGGCCUUGCUAGGCCUCACCCGAGCCCUGCUUGCUACCCAGACCCAUAGCCUGCACCUGGACUGCACCGCGCCCUACCCCCUAUCACCGAACUAGCCAUCAUCACCCCCUCGCACGCCUGCAACCUGCCCUACACCGAGCCAUCAUCGCCCCCUCGCACGCCCAGCCUUGCUGCACCAGCCCUGCACCUACGCCCGAGCCUUGCGCCUACGCCCCUGCUCCCUGCUCUGCGCCCAGAUCGCCUGCACUCUGCCCCAGCCUGCACUCUGUUGCGCCCGGCCUUGCUUCCUACACCAGCUUUGCUCUGCACCAGAUCGCCUGCACUCUGCCGCGCCUCUGCACUCUGCACCCAAUUCCAUGCCCCUGCCUCCUGCACGCUACAGCCAUUCAGAAAAAAACAACAUAUGCAAGACAAAAUCGUGAUUGACGGAGCAAAUUUUUGUUGUUAUUUUAUUUAUUUCCUUUUAUUUUAUUUGGGUACAUAUAUAUAGGAAAAAUGAUAUCAAAACCGGGGGGUCUUUGGUUGAUUGUGGAGUUUUGGAGUUGAUUUUGGGGGGUUCUUUGGUUGAUUCCGGAGAAAGGGGGGGUUGAUUUUCGAGUUUGUUUUUUUUGUUUUUUUUCUCUUCUGGGUUCUGGUUCUUCUCUGGGUUCUCAUUUUCUUGUCACUGAAAAAAAAAGAGACGAAAGAAAGAAGAGUCCGAGAGGGAGAAAGGCUGGUUGAAGGGAAGAAAACAUUUUCUUUGGAGGUUGACAGUGGCUAAAAGGAGGCUUAUUUUGUGGUGUCUUUCUGUUUAGGUAUUUUCUUUCAACAGAGGAGUUUUUUUUCUUUCAACAGAGGAGGUUUUUUUGGGAGGCAGUGAGGGGAAUGAUCUGGGCUUGAUCCCGUGGGAGGGAUUCCCCAGAUCGGACUCCGAUCUGUUACCCAGAAAGCUUCACCAUGCUUGUUUCUUUUGACUUUCUGUUCUGUGAUUUGCUUUUAUGAUGUUUAAGUAUGUAUGUGUUUAUUAAAAAUCAAUGAAAAAAAAAGAU